Messenger RNA from Saprolegnia parasitica CBS 223.65, 1223 nucleotides. RefSeq lists its product as hypothetical. The record is from RefSeq and is a predicted model, not a curated record. Bases 93 to 1223 code for a protein of 376 amino acids. The transcript has 2 exons. NCBI's taxonomy places the organism in Eukaryota, Oomycota, Saprolegniomycetes, Saprolegniales, Saprolegniaceae.
CCGCUGCCGCCGCCACCGCGACGUCGCUUGUCCUCGUCGCCCGCCGCCAGACCAAGACGUCACCACGCUAUGGCGACGCUUACACCACACUUAUGAGCAACGAGGCAACGCAGCUUCUCUCAGUCCCACCGAUCCAGACGGCUACGCUCUACGAGCGCGUCGACGUGCCGGCGCUCAAGGCGCGGACGGCGGCCAUCGUCGCGCAGAACCCGUGGCUGCUCGGACGAUUGGCCUACGGCCCAGCCAACACGCUCGAGCUACAGUACGAGACGUCGCCGAGCAACAUCUCGGAGGCGUUCGUCGAGGUUCAUUGCCCGCUGCCGGCGAACGCGCCCGAAGAGCAAGUCGCGGCGUGGCUAGCCCACGCGGCCUCAGUCUUCCAGGUUGUGACCGCGCACUUGGUCAACGGGUCGGUGGCCGUUGUCGUUGCCCUCUGCCACGCCGUCGGCGACGGCUCGACGUACUACCGCCUGUACAAGAUGCUCGACGUCCACGAAGCACCGGUGGCGCUGACGCCCGUGCGUGCGUUUGAGGACACGGCGGCGUUUUUCGGUGCGCUCACGCCGCACACGGCGCCAGCGAUGCGUACACUCUUCGUGCUGCGGCGCGCGCUUGUCAACGUUGUCCGGUACGGCUACCGAAAGCUGCUUUUCCGGUCGCUGCCGCAGAUCGUCGAGUACCGUGUGGAUGCUACCGCCCUUGCCGCCAUCAAGGCCGCGCACGCUCCGAGAAAGGACGCGCCAUACCUCUCAACCAAUGAUAUUGUGGCCAGCGCGUUCUUCAAGAUGACGUCGACGGCCCUCGGACUCUUGGCCAUCAACCUCCGCGAUCGGUUGCGCCUUUCACCGAGCGCGGUGGGCAAUUACGUCGGCUGCUUUGUCUACGCCCGAGGCGACUACCUCGACCCAGCAGACGUGCGUGCAUCGUACCACGACAAGACGGCGCCGCAAGUGAAAAUGUCGUCGGAGCCGUUUCCGACGAGCCUCUUCAGUCCCGGCCACUUUUCAGUGAUGACCAAUUGGUGUUCGUUCUACCACCACCUCGUGCUGGACGGGAAUGUGACGCCGACAGCGCAUCUGCCGCUCACCCGACAUGGACUGCUGCCGUUCGAUGCCACGGGGCUCCUGUACCACCGAUCGCCGAGCGACGUGCGUCUCGUGGUGACGCGCAACGCGUCGACGCCGCUCUCGGUGCCGUCGUUCUUGCAGCUCGUGUCGUCGUAA